This is a messenger RNA of Choloepus didactylus (southern two-toed sloth), 3928 nucleotides long. It is a transcript of the gene ZDHHC2, whose product is annotated as zinc finger DHHC-type palmitoyltransferase 2. Gene Ontology annotation, biological process: peptidyl-L-cysteine S-palmitoylation; protein targeting to membrane. The transcript is spliced from 13 exons. The coding region runs from base 264 to 1364 and encodes 366 amino acids. Gene Ontology annotation, molecular function: protein-cysteine S-palmitoyltransferase activity. NCBI's taxonomy places the organism in Eukaryota, Metazoa, Chordata, Mammalia, Pilosa, Megalonychidae. Gene Ontology annotation, cellular component: endoplasmic reticulum; Golgi apparatus. The record is from RefSeq and is a predicted model, not a curated record.
GGUCCUCCUUCUCCUGCUCGUCCUCCUCUCGCCGCCACUGCCUCCGCCGGACUGAAGCAGCCGGGAGGCGGCGGCGGCUCUGGCUCGGGGCUGCGGGAUGGGGAGUUAGCGCCACGGCGGCGGCAGUGGCCGCAGCGCACCCGGCCGCCGCCCCCCUCGGGCCCGUCCCACCAGGGGCGCCGGGCGCGGCCAGCCCGUCCCGGAGCCAGGCCCGCGGGCGGCGGCGGCGGCGGCGGAGCUGGGCAGGUGGCUGCGGCUGGAAGAUGGCGCCCUCGGGCCCGGGCAGCGUCAGGCGGCGGUGCCGGCGGGUGCUGUACUGGAUCCCGGUGGUGUUCAUCAGCCUCCUGCUGGGCUGGUCCUACUACGCCUACGCCAUCCAGCUGUGCGUAGUGUCCAUGGAAAACAUUGGAGAACAAGUCGUGUGCCUAAUUGCUUAUCAUCUACUUUUUGCAAUGUUUGUCUGGUCCUACUGGAAAACUAUCUUUACAUUUCCAAUGAAUCCUUCAAAAGAAUUCCAUCUCUCUUAUGCAGAGAAAGAAUUAUUGGAGAGAGAACCGAGAGGAGAAGCCCAUCAGGAAGUUCUUAGGCGAGCAGCCAAAGAUCUUCCCAUCUAUACAAGGACCAUGUCUGGAGCAAUCCGAUACUGUGACAGAUGCCAACUUAUAAAACCAGAUCGCUGCCAUCACUGCUCCGUCUGUGAUAAAUGUAUUUUGAAGAUGGAUCAUCAUUGCCCUUGGGUGAACAAUUGUGUUGGAUUUUCAAAUUAUAAGUUUUUCCUCCUCUUCCUGGCUUAUUCUCUACUCUACUGCAUAUUUAUUGCUGCUACUGAUUUACAGUAUUUUAUCAAAUUUUGGACAAAUGGCCUACCUGAUACUCAAGCCAAGUUCCAUAUUAUGUUUUUAUUCUUUGCUGCAGCUAUGUUUUCUGUCAGCUUGUCUUCUCUGUUUGGCUAUCAUUGUUGGCUAGUCAGCAAAAAUAAAUCUACAUUAGAGGCUUUCAGAAGCCCAGUAUUUCGUCAUGGAACAGAUAAGAAUGGAUUCAGCUUGGGUUUCAGUAAAAACAUACGACAAGUAUUUGGUGAUGAGAAGAAGUAUUGGUUACUACCUAUUUUUUCAAGUCUAGGUGAUGGUUGCUCCUUUCCCACCUGCCUUGUUAACCAGGAUCCUGAACAACCAUCUACUCCUGCAGGACUGAAUUCAGCAGUUAAAAAUCCUGAAAACCAUCAAUUUCCUGCAAAGCCAUUGAGAGAGUCCCAGAGUCACCUUCUUAUUGAUUCCCAGUCUUGGACGGACAACAGCACAGACUCGGGAAAGGGCAAAACUGGUAUGAGCAACCCUGCAUUAACCUUGGAGAAUGAGACUUAACUCUUCAAGCAAAAUAAAUUCAUAUUUUAUAAAUGUAAGGUGUCAGUGCUGUAGAUGGAUGGAAGAGAAGGAAAGCACCAUUUGCCAGUUGUUCACAUUUCCUUUCUCCUGGAUAUGCAAAAUAUGAGUUGAUCAGUUCUCUCUAAGCCAUUGCUUAAAACAUAAUACAUUUUUAUACAAUAUACAGUUUGUCUCAACUAACACAAAUUCGUGUUAAAUGUUAAGACUAAGUAUGGUUUAUGAAUCAAGGGAGAUAGUAUCUCCUAUCAUAAAAACUUGGAAUAAAUUUAUGGGCUAGUUUUUCACCCAAAUAUUUGGAUAGCACAAUUUAUUACAUAAAAAGUCCACUAAUCAUCUGAUUUUCAGAUUCAGAAAAUUGAGAGUAUUAUGAUACUGUGUUUGAUUUAAAAGAUUUCCAGUGACAUUAUAAUGAUAAGCUUUUUUUGAAAACCUAUUACCCUAUGAGAAGGUGGAGGUAGAAAAUCAGACUUUUUUGUUGGCUUUCUCUGAUGUGAGUCCAGCCUCAGACUGAGUGAACUGUAAUGACUACGAACUCAUGACAAAAGUCAAGGGGCCUAUGUUGAACAUCACCAUUCAGUUUUGCUGGAUUUUAACCCAAUUCUAGCCGUUGUUCCCUCCUGUAAAAGAAUGAUGAAUAUUGAAGCUUGAGUUCACUGAUAAAGCCAAUCGGCUAGAAAAUUUUUGUCAGAACUAACACAUUCCUCUUACCUCAGAAAUAUAUUUUUCAUCUUUGCUUAAAUUGAAGGACAAUCUAUAAUAACAAUUAUGAGGAUUGUUUUGUGACUUUCUUUGGUCGGUUUGACUUAGAAAAAAAAUCUCUUUUUAGGUUAUUCCUCCUAUUGAACAUAACAAAAAUAUGGAGUUUCUAUUAAUAAUUCCUGAUGGGUCAAUGGAUGAAUACUUCAGUGAUGUCUAUGAUAUUUCUUUGUUCUCUCAGCAAAACUAGGACAGUGAAACUAUAUUAUUCCUCAAAGACCUAUUAAGAUUAAAUUAUGCAAAUAUUCAAAAAUCAUAUAUUUUUGGAAAUUUAGUUCAACAUGAACUAAAGUGGUGCGCUGUUUGGAAAUUUAGUUCAGGAUAAACUUCAGUGGUGUGUUUCUCAAUGCCAAAAUGUUUGGCUUCAGUAAAUACACUGAGAAACUCUUGUGCCUGUAUGCACUACUUAAAAAAAAAGUUUUGUUUUUUAAAAAUUUGAAUGAAGUGUAUGUAAGUUUUGUAAGUGUUAGUUAGCAAUUAGAAUAAUAGGUUGUAUUUUUUUGGUACUGACUUUGAGAAUUUAAAGUAGGUUACCUUUUAAAACUACACAGCUAAGGACUUUGGUAUUUAAUCAAAGAGAAAACAGUAUUAAACUUUUUGAAAUCUUUGUUAGACAAAAAUUCAACACAAAAUAAACUAGAAGACCAGAGGAAAAGAUCCUUGCAGUUAUUCCUCCUUGCAAAAAUAUUGAGUUUUAUACUGAAUGAGUUUAUGGAAGAAUCAAUGCCAGCCUACAUCAUUUUAUAGUUCUUUUGAGUGCCAGUUUUUGAACAAUAGAAAAGCUGUCUUUUUCAGAAUUUUUUUCAAUGAACGAUUUUAAUUCAAAAUCUGCUUUAAGAAAUCUCAGAAGUUGUGGUAGAUUUUCACUUUUAACUUAAAGCAUUUAUGGUCAUCAUUUUUCAUUACCUAAAGUGCCAGAUUGGAGCCCAUAGCUACUGCUAGAAGUCCUAAGGGCAAUAGCAGCAAGUAGUGUAUUAAGAAUUAUAUGCAGCCAGAUUUUUUGCAAAGCACAGAACUAGAGUUGUUUUCCUGGACAGGAUUCUAUUAGGUGUUCUCUCUUAUCACUGUUUUUAAAUUUUAGUAAACCUGUCAAACUGGAGACUAGGAAAAAAAGAGGGAUUUUUAUCCUUUUUCCUGUUAGAAUACUGUUAAGACCUAAAGACUCUUUAGGUCUUUUACUUAAUUAUUUAAAUACAUAAGUCAAAACACAUUAGAAUCAGAUUUGAAAAAAAUAAAUUUUUUUCAUUAAGUUUUAAUGAUUUCUCUUUUCAUAUAGUGGAUAAACUUUCAAGGGUUUUGUUUUGUUUUUAAUUCUAGGGGAUUAUAAUUUUUGGAGAUGGUUGUUUAUCUCAUUAAAUAUGUAGUGUAAAUUUUACCUGAGUGAAUAAAACACCAAACAGACCUACAUUCUGUACAUAUUUAUAAAAUUUACUUUAGAAAUAUUUUAAACAUUUUAUGUUAAAAAGUUGUUGCUUAACUCAAACUUGAAGACACAUUUAUAUUUCAACUUUCCUGAUUAGCCAUUAAUCUGAUAAUUUUGAUUUUUUUCUGUUUUUAGAGAUUCUACCAUAUAGGUAUCAGGAUUUAAUGUUUUUCAUUUAAAAAUAUUGUACCAACUGCUUCAUACAUAUGAGUGAAAUAUUUGCUGUUGUGCAAUAGAAGAGGGUUUGUUUUUUCAAACAUAAAGAAAAUUUUCAUCUAAAUACAGAUGACCAGGCAUUCAAGGAAGUACGUAUCAAUGAAUUCCCUCCUCUUCUACCCUAAUAAAGUUUGGUUGAUGACCUUCA